This is a messenger RNA of Fusarium venenatum, 879 nucleotides long. RefSeq lists its product as uncharacterized. Lineage: Eukaryota; Fungi; Ascomycota; Sordariomycetes; Hypocreales; Nectriaceae. The record is from RefSeq and is a predicted model, not a curated record.
AUGACAAACGUAGUUUACUCAACUCCCGAAUGGUAUUUGAAAGCUCAGGAAAAAGAUGUGAGCAGUGACAUAGGCCGAUUGACCAUACAUCACCUCGGCUUUAAACAGGCGGCCGAUGGUACCCUGGUCUUUGCACCACUCGACUUUACCAGCGCUCCCCGGGCAAUUCUUGAUGUCGGAACUGCAGAUGGUCUAUGGAUGCGCGAUGUGCAAGCCUCCAUUCCCGAAACAACUCGGGAUGAGCACACGUUUCUCGGUACUGAUAUCAAUGUUUCCUUCUUCCCCAAUACCGUCACAAAAGGCAUUGCGUAUGCGAAACAAGACAUCAAGGAUCCUCCACCCCAGACCUGGCAUGACUCGUUUGACCUCAUCAACUUACGCAUGAUACUCAUAGCCGCUGGUUCUGGUGAUGCACAGCGAUCUGUAGUCAACCAGCACGUUGAACUUCUGAAGCCUGGUGGCUGGAUUCAAAUCGGCGACUGCGAUCGAGUCUGCCCUACCUCAAGCGAAGAAAACCCGUGCUACAACGACAUGUUUGCCUGCAUUCGUGCUGUCUGUCAGGCUUCUGGAUUGGAUCCUCUCGAGGCACCAAAAAUGAAAUCAUGGCUUGUAGACGCCGGGCUGGAAGAUGUCCAGGAGAGAACGGCGUUGCGUGCUGUUGGUAAGCGUAACACAGAUGAGGAGAUUGGGAGGCUAGGAAUAAAGGCAGAUUUAAUCAUUGCGAAGGGAUUUGCAGCUGGUGUCAAAGCCUUGGACCCGUCUCUCAAACCAUUGACUGACGAGCGACUUGAUACGUUGGUGCGAGAUCUAGAGGUUGAGUUGGCCAAUACUGGAGCAUAUUUCCCGAUGCGGUUUAUUUGGGGUAGGAAACCACUAUAG